AUGACCAUUCCUGACGAAGUUGACAUCGUUGUAUGUGGCGGUGGCAGUUCGGGUUAUUUCCCAGUUGGCCGCAUAUUAGCCAACUUGAACAAUAGGCUUCGGGUUCUUCUCAUCGAGACUGAUGAGGAUGUCCCGAAUAACCUUUGGAAGGGUUCGCCUCAUCUUCCUUGUCAAACUUUGCUGGAUAUCGGCAGCGACUUUGUUAUGUAA
Histoplasma capsulatum G186AR is the source of this 210-nucleotide messenger RNA. RefSeq lists its product as uncharacterized. Lineage: Eukaryota; Fungi; Ascomycota; Eurotiomycetes; Onygenales; Ajellomycetaceae. The transcript has a single exon. The coding region runs from base 1 to 210 and encodes 69 amino acids. The record is from RefSeq and is a predicted model, not a curated record.